UGCGGAUUAUAUUGGUCUAAUUCAUUAUCUACCAAGAAAAAAACACUAUUAAAAAGAGCGAGGUUAGCGAACACUUAGCACACAUCAGGCGUAUCAAAUAACUUGUAUCCACGAGCGCUUCAUUUACGAGUACGCUCGCAGUUGUUGAAAAUGGCUACGGGACUUACACACUGGGUGGAUAUACUUACAACUGUGCUUUAUUUUGUCUUUGUUUUAGCUGUUGGGCUUUGGUCGAUAUGGCGGAGAAAGAAGGGGAACGUGGAAGGAUACUUUCUUGCUGGGAGAGCUAUGCCGUGGUUUGCUGUAGGGGCUUCUAUAUUUGGCAGUAACAUAGGCAGCGAGCAUUUUAUUGGUCUAGCUGGAUCAGGGGCGGCCGCUGGAAUUGUCUUUGUUCUAUUUGAAUGGAUUCCUGCGUUGCUCAUUCAAGUGCUCUCCUGGUUUUUUCUACCUGUAUUCAUCUCUGCUGGGGUAUACACAUUACCGGAGUAUAUGCAGAAGCGAUUUGGCCGGGAACGGUUAAGGAUAUACCUAAGUGUUCUUGCCCUCUUCCUUCAUAUUGUCAGCCGUCUGUCGGCAACAAUAUUUUCUGGCGCAGUAUACGUUCAGCUGGCACUCGGCUGGAACAUGUACCCAUCAAUUAUUGGACUUCUCUUCAUAACAGGAAUAUUUACAAUUCUUGGAGGUCUAACAGCCGUCAUGUAUACAGACACGGCCCAGUCCGUGAUCAUGGUGAUUGGGGCAUUCGUGGUAAUGGGCAUUAGUCUUGACAAAAUUGGUGGCUAUGAGAAUUUAGAGACUGCUUAUGGAACAGCUGUUCCCGCGGUUCUUAUUCCAAAUUCUACAUGUGGAAUGCCUAGAGAGGACGCGUUUCACGUGCUUCGUGGAGUAGGAGCGGAUUACCCUUGGCCUUCGAUGAUUUUACAGUGCGGAGUAGCUUCUGCAUGGUACUGGAUAUGCGAUCAGAUAAUGGUGCAGAGAUGUCUCGCUGCCAAAAACAUAAGUCAUGCAAAAGGUGGAACACUGCUGGGAGGUUAUCUGAAAAUUCUGCCUCUUUUUAUCAUGAUGAUUCCUGGCAUGAUUAGCAGAUCUUUGUAUCCAGAUGAAGUUGCAUGUGCAGAUCCGGAAGUAUGUAAGAAAGUGUGUGAUAACGCAGCAGGGUGCUCGAAUAUCGCUUAUCCCAAGCUAGUCAUGGAAAUCUUGCCAAAAGGUGCACGUGGGCUUAUCAUGGCGGUGAUGUUGUCAGCCAUUGUGACGUCACUGACUUCCAUAUUUAACAGCUCAAGCACAGUUUUUACUAUGGAUAUAUGGCGACGAUUCCGACCCAAAGCUCACCAAAGAGAAUUGUUACUUGUAGGAAGAGCUUACAUCAUUGUCCUAUGCAUACUCACCAUAUUAUGGAUUCCAGUGGUGAAGGCUGCUCAAGGGGGACAACUCUUCAGUUACAUUGUUGUUGUCGAGGGUUUCAUUACGGCUCCUCUGCCGAUAUUGUUUUGCCUCACGGUGUUCUGGAAUAGAACAACAGAACAGGGUGCCUUUUACGGAAUCGUGAUCGCGAAUGCAUUCGGGCUGAUACGGCUAAUACUGGAGGUAGUUUAUCCAGUACCUAACUGUGGGGAAGUGGACACAAGACCUGAUUUUCUGUCCAAAGUGCACAGCUUUUACUACUCGGAGAUGAUAAUGCUUCUGCAGUUCGUGCUGACAGUUGUAAUUAGCCUGUGUACUAAACCUAGGUCUGAAGAGGAGAUUCGUGGAACAACAUGGUCGACCCGUAUACGUACUAACGAAUGUGUUGAGGACAUGAAGGCUACAUUUCAUAAACAGAUAGAUGCAGAGAUAAACAUAGAACUUGAUGUCACUAAAGAAUCUGAAAUGACCCUCAUUGAAGGACAAGUUGAUGACAUGCCAGCAUUCGAUAGUCCACAAAAGAUCAGUCUUUGCUCAAGCCUCUAUCAACAUAUGUGUGGUUUAUCAGCAGACAACAAAAGAGCAAUUGAAAUCAGUGUUCAGGAUAGAAAAAUCUUUCUCAAGGAAACUUCAAAAAUAGUUAAAUCAGUUAACAAUUCACUGGCAAUACUUUUGGUUGCAACUAUGUCUUUUUUGAUUGGCUAUUAUAAAUGAAAUGUUGCUUUUCAUUAUCGAUUUUCAGUUUGGCAAUGGCGUUAAAACGAGAAAACGUGUCUUAUGUUUGUCAUUUUGGUGAAAAAAAUGUCUGUUCUGCUGGCAUAAAAUGCAAAUUGACCGCUUACUCUAACUAAAUAUUUGAUUUAACCUUUACCUCGCUAAAUUUCUAAAAUGGACUUGUCCAUCAUUCAAUUUGGGCAACACCGUUUAUUAUUCAAAUGGGUGUUUACUGAAAUUUACUGACUGAAUAGCGAACAGUGCAGAUCGUGAUCAGACUGCACGGAUGUGCAGGCUGAUCAUGAUCUACUCUGGUCGCAAAGGUAGAAUCAUUCGUGCCCAGCAUGGUAAGGGUUAAUUGAGUAGCAAAGGAACAGUCCUUACCUCGAAGAAUGGGAAAGCGACUGAUGCCCGUAUUUACAUGUGGGACAUUACCGUCAAUGCUUGAAAUAUUGGGUUGUUGGUUAUAUACAAUUACGUUUUCUCCAGAAAUAUAACAGGAGCGGUUUGUAAAGCACGUAUGCCCCAAUGAAGGUCUGUCCCAUUUUCAGUCCCGAGAUCACUAUGACAUUGGCCUUUUUUCCUACUGACCCAAGUACAAAAGCAGUCAUUGAUUUACCAAAUGAGAUUAUCCUUGAGGUUUGACUGCUGUAUGCUAAAGCGUUCUUUAGGUAUUCGAGCGGAACUCGUUUUCAGUCCAGACGUCUCUAUGGCCUUGACCUUAGACAUACAGACUCCCAAAUCAAGAGGGGUUAUCUACUGACCACAAACAUGUGAAAUUUAUCCAACUAUAGACCGACGAGGCAUUCUUUACUGAGCUUAAACUGUUUUAGUGACCUUGACCUCUAACUUAAUUCCUCAAAACACUAGGACAAGCUAUCAUCAUUUUAAGUUUUACGACUUUAGGCUAAAGCGUUUCUUAGUUUUUGAGAGGAAACCAUUUUCAGUCAUAUGACCGACAGACCGACCGGCAACGCACGAGCAAAACAAUAUACCCACUCUUGUUGGGUAGAUGGGGGCAUAAAAAUGGGAAUCUCAAAAUCUCAAGUUUAAAAGAUUUACUUGUACAAAUUUCCGACGAGGCUUACUCGACAACAACUGACUUUUUCAGCAUUAAUUUCUUUUUGAUAUAAUUCCCGACUGUUUUGACCUUGAUUGUACAUCGAUACUUCUGCAAUGCUUCUUUUUAGAUUACACAUUGUUUGUUCUUUAAAGCUUUUGUUCCAUGCAUUCGUCAUCAAUAAAAAGAAUAAAGAUGGA
This is a messenger RNA of Mercenaria mercenaria, 3378 nucleotides long. RefSeq names its product sodium/glucose cotransporter 4-like. Gene Ontology annotation, molecular function: D-glucose:sodium symporter activity. The record is from RefSeq and is a predicted model, not a curated record. Gene Ontology annotation, biological process: transmembrane transport. Bases 151 to 2118 code for a protein of 655 amino acids. The transcript has 15 exons. Gene Ontology annotation, cellular component: plasma membrane. NCBI's taxonomy places the organism in Eukaryota, Metazoa, Mollusca, Bivalvia, Venerida, Veneridae.